GACACUCAGCGCCCAGACGCCGCCAGGCCCGCGCCGCUCCGCCCGGGCACCGCAGCCAGACUCGCAAGACGAGCCUCCGACCAAUCUGAUGAGCGGCUCGAGCAGAGAAGUCCUCGCCAUGGAAACGAGCCACCCGGACCACGUGAUCUCCUUCGGGAAGAAGAAGGGCUGCUACGUGAGUCGCUGCGUGGCGGCCCUGCUCGGCGUCUUCUUCCUGAGCGGGAUGGUCGCCACGGGCCUCCUCGUCUACUACUACGCGCCGCACAUCCGGGACUCGCAGCGGGAGUCGUUGAUUCUGCAGAAGCCUGUGGUCCCGCUGCACAAGUCCCUGCCGCCGCCGACGAGAAGGCCCUCCGCCACGUCAACGACCACGGAGGCCCUCAGACCCACAGUCCAGCCCCCGACGACCUCCGCCACAGCAGCCCCCGCCGCAGAGGCCCUGGACGUGCGACUGCCGACGGCGCUGAGGCCGCUUCACUACCUGAUCAAACUUCAGCCCUUCAUCAACGGGAACUUCAGCAUCCUGGGCUACAUGGAGGUGGAAAUGGAAGUCUUGGAACCAACGUCCAACAUCACGCUGCACAUCGCUGACAUCAUCACCCAUAAUGAUACUGUUACUGUGGCGGCCUCGGGAGACUCGGGUCCCAGCAUAAGGAUAAAGAGGCACCAGUACGACCACGACCGCCAGUUCUACAUCGCGCAGCUGGAUCAGCAACUAGAGAAGAACAAGAAGUACGUGCUGUCCAUGGAGUUCCUGGGUUACCUCAACGACCAGCUCCGCGGAUUCUACAGGUCCACUUAUAAGGACGAAGAUGGAAGCGAUAAGAUGCUGGCCGUGACCCAGUUCCAGGCCACGGACGCGCGCCGGGCCUUCCCCUGCUUCGACGAGCCCGAGAUGAAGGCGACGUUCGAAGUGUCCUUGGCCAGGGAGGAGAAUAUGUCGUCCAUCUCGAAUAUGCCGAUCAAGGAGACUCUGCCAGUUCAAAACCAGGAGGGAUGGGUAUGGGACCAUUACCAUAGAAGUGUUCCAAUGUCUACUUACCUGGUUGCUUUCGUGGUGUCCGACUUUGCCAACCUAAAGUCUCGAGCUAAUGAGAACACCUUCUUCCGAGUGUGGGCGAGAGAGUCGGCGAUCCAGCAGGCCGAGUACGCGGGCCAGGUGGGUCCCAUGAUCCUGAACCACUUCGAAAAGUACUUCAGCAUGCCCUACCCGCUGCCCAAACAGGACAUGAUCGCCAUCCCGGACUUCUCGGCGGGAGCGAUGGAGAACUGGGGCCUCAUUACCUACAGAGAAACGGCGAUGCUUUACGACCCCGUGGUGUCAGCGGCUUCCAACAAGCAGUAUGUGGUGGCCGUUGUGGCGCACGAGUUGGCGCAUCAGUGGUUUGGCAACAUCGUCACGCCGAGCUGGUGGACUGACCUCUGGCUCAAUGAGGGCUUUGCUUCCUACGUCGAGUACAUAGGCAUCAACCAUGUCGAGCCCAAGUGGCAGGUGAUGGAGCAGUUCGUGCUGCGGGAGGUGCAGGAGGUCUUCGGGCUGGACUGCCUCGAGUCCUCGCACCCGAUCAGCAUCCCCGUCGGGCAUCCGGACGAAAUUGGACAAAUAUUCGACAGGAUUUCUUACGGCAAAGGUGCAUCUAUAAUCCGCAUGAUGAACCACUUCCUCACUGAGGUCACCUUCAGAAGAGGCCUAAGGAACUAUCUCGAUGCUUUUAAGUACAGCACGGCGGAACAGGACGACUUGUGGGAAUACCUGACCGCCGUCGCGCACCAGGACGGAACGCUGCCUCGAGGUCUGACGGUGAAGAUGAUCAUGGACACGUGGACGCUGCAGAUGGGCUACCCCGUCGUGAAGGUGACGCGGGGCCCCGACGGCACCUCGGCAGUUGUAUCGCAGGAACGUUUUCUCUUGGUGAGAAGCGAAAACUCCAGCGACACCCACGACUACAAGUGGUGGGUUCCCCUGACGUACACGACCCAGAGCGAGGCCAACUUCAACCAGACUCAGGCCAUGGUGUGGAUGAAGGACUCCGAGGCACAGAUCAGCCUCUCGUCCCUUCCCCCGAGGGACCAGUGGGUCAUCUUCAACCUGCAGGAGACGGGCUACUACAGGGUCAACUACGACGACCACAACUGGGGCCUCCUCAUCCAGCAGCUGAGGAACGACCACGAGGUCAUCAGCACCAUCAACAGAGCGCAGAUCAUCGACGACGCCAUGAAUCUUGCCAAAGCUGGUCAGAUUACGUACGAAACCGCUCUAAGCGUGUAUACUUACCUGUCGAAGGAGACGGAGUAUGUGCCCUUGGCUGCUGCCAUCAACAACCUUGGCUACCUGAGGAGCAUGUUCGUGCGGGCAGGUGGCUAUGGCUCGCUCAGGAGCUACCUGCUGGACAUCCUGGUGCCGCUCUACGAGUCCGUGGGCUUCGAGGACAGCCCCGACGACCCUCUGCUGGACCAGUACAAGCGGACGAAGGCGCUCUCGUGGGCUUGCCUCUUGGGCCACCAGCACUGCCUGGACAGCGCCUCCGCCCUCUACCGCACCUGGAUGGCCAACCCGACCAACGACAGCAUCAUUUCCCCGAACCUCAAGUCGACGGUUUACUGCCGCGCCAUCGCAGAGGGUGGUGAAGCCGAGUGGAACUUUGCUUGGCAUAAAUAUCUCAAGUCUUCUGUCUGGGACACAAAAAAGUACUUAGAGAUGGCCUUCACUCCCGACUCUGGCAUCCGGAAACAAGACGCUUACCGCGUGUUCGGAGCCGUCGCCAAGAACGUGGUGGGUCGCCCGCUCGCCUGGAACUACCUUCAGAAUGAGUGGGACAAAAUAUACGACUUUUACGGGAAGGCGAAACCCCACUUCAUAAAGUACGCCACUGGAGGCUUCAACACGGAGCAGCACUUGAAAGAGGUGGAGCACUUCCGAAAGGAGCACGAGCACCACCUGGGCUCCGCGUCGCGCACGGUCGAGCAGGUGAUCGAGCGGACGAAGAACAACAUCGCCUGGAUGAAGACCAACUAUGACGUCAUCGUGAAGUGGCUGGACGCGAACGGGUAUUCGACGAAGCUCAGCACGGCAUAGGCUGAAAGGCAUAUCUUAUUUUAAUACUAAUUCAAGACUGUUAACAUCGCCAGGAAGUGUGUAUCGGAUCUAUGUGUACUUAAUAGACUGAUCUGCAAGUCUCUGCUUCCAUUAAUCGGCGGAAUAUCAUCAAUUGGAAGAUAAACAGUAAUGCAUUUA
Messenger RNA from Penaeus vannamei (Pacific white shrimp), 3235 nucleotides. Lineage: Eukaryota; Metazoa; Arthropoda; Malacostraca; Decapoda; Penaeidae. The record is from RefSeq and is a predicted model, not a curated record.